UUAGACAGCAGGAAGCGGGCCUGGAAUUAAAUAAUUCAUAAUUAAACAUUAUUCCUACCGGAAAUCUAAUCAAUGAUAUCAUGCUAAUUUCAAAGAAGAGACAAACAAAGCGAUGUAAGUGCUUUGUGACCUUUUUUUAACCCACUUUAUUUAUAUAAGAUCAGUUGUAUUGACUUGGGAAUAGCAAUCUAACCUUAUCAAAACCCUAUCCCCUAGCCGCAAAGAGAACGCAAUCCCAUCACAAACAUCGAUCUUUGUAUUUACAACAAUAUUGGUAAGAUAAACGGUUUCAUCAAACGAUCAAAGAAAAAAGUAUCUACAGCACGUUUUCUGCGUCAUAAAAAAAACCAUAACUAAAAGAAUCCAGUGCGGUGUGGAAACAAUGCGGUGGCCAGAGUCGACCGAUAACGCGGCACAAUGCUGUGUAGAGCUGUGUUGACGGCGCUCGCCAUCUCAUGUACGUUCCCACGCGAACUAACGCACGCUCUCAGUCAGGGCACACCACGUAAAGUCCACAGAAAAGGUUUCAAUAACAAAUGUUUAUUGUAAAUACAAAAAAAAUAAUUGAACUGGCUGACAGUAGCACGCGGAGAAGGUUACUUUCUGUGACACGUUUAAAAAGCCGAAAGUGUAGUGAGCUCUUAUCGUAAAUCGGGAUCGUAAUCGUUGUUUUCAGAUUUAAUAUGCGUACUGUGGUUGAGUGGACUGCAAAAAGAAGACUUGGACGUAAACAUGCUGAGGAAACUGCAGCGACAUAAUGUAAACAUCAAUGAUAAGAACCGCGAGUGAGUUUUACAUCAUAGAUAUAGUACAGCUUUUGAUGUGUGCGAAUUGUGAAUGUAAGAUUUGUUGCAGCAGUUUGAGAGAAGACUGCUUAAAGCCAGAUACGGAAAAAGACAAAAAAAACGAAGAGAAAAGUAUGAAAGUUGACGAGGACGAAACUAGAGCAAUUACAUCAGCACCGGAAAGUGAAACUGAAAUCGUCACUAAGUCUGUUGAAUUUCAUCCAAAAAUCGACAAACAAACAAUGUUAGACAUACAGGAACAAAGGCAAAAGAACCAAGAAAAUUAUUCUACAAUCAUACAAAGAAAUCCCGAAAUAAUUGCAUCUUUUUUGGAAAAUAACAGUGAAAUCUUAAUGAGUACAACCGAAAAACCUAGUUCUUUGAAUGCAAUUAAUAAGACAAAACUACAGGAUGUUAUUAAUUUCUGGAAAAUGUUCACAACCUCCAAAUAUAAAGAUCACACUAAUUUUGUAACAAAGAGAACAAGAACAACAGAAAAAUCACAAAAUGUAUCGUCUGAAAACCCCAUCGUAGUUCAUUUUGAGCGGAGUUCUAAAGAAGUGAAUAUUAUAAAUAAAUUGUUAGCGGACUACUUCGACAAAACCAUACAACCUUCUACGACAGAGAAAACAAUUAUAUCCAAUGUGGAUUUGAGCAAUUUAUACAGGCUCACCCAACAAUUUGAGAAUUUUAUGAAGAUAAUAUCGCAGAGCAAUAAAAUGUUUGCAAAUACUAAUAACAAUAAAUUAUCCUUAACUAAUAACACUAGCAAAGAUGAUAACUUCCGCAACAAUAAUAAUAUUCCACAACAAACAUUAAUAAUGAGGGCAAGUAAAAAAAAGUAUAUAGAAACCAAUUCAAAGAAACACUCUAUAAGUGAUAUCAGCAAUCUACUACUUUUUAAUGAUCAACUAAAAAGAUCCUUUGCUAUAACUAAUGAAACCUAUUCACCAUCUUAUCAAAUGCAAGAAAUGGAACGGUCAAAAAACAAUCAAGAAUUUUAUAACACUAAAACUACUAAAUACGUAAAUACAGACUUUAAUCAACAAGAAAUCAAUGUAUUCUCUAAAGAUAUGAUGAAAAAAAUUGCUGAAAACGUAAAGGCAAUAGUGUUGAAAGAUUUAAGACAGGAAAUAAUUUCAACGACUUCUACUUACGCAUCUACGUUGGCUACAACCGAGACUUCUGUGACAACUAAGAAUACUUCCUCUAAAUCAGAAAUUUUGCCAGUAACUGUGAGAUAUGCAAAUAAGACCGCAGAGACAAAUCAAGUUCUGAAGAAUAUUAUGGAACUCGUGAAAGAAUUGAAAGACUUAAAAGAUAAAACUGUUUCGAUAACUAGCACAACUACAGAAUCGAUUGAAAAAUUUGAUACGGAAAAUGUGUACGUCAGUAAUCGUUUGCUAAACCAACACAGCCUACCCAUACAAAUGAUGAAUCCAUAUGUAAGAAAAAAACCACAAAAAAUAAAAAGUUUCUAUAAAACAUAUGAACCAAGAAGUAUUACAGGAAGUCAAGCCCCUUUAAACAACAUUAAUCAAGCAAGAAUGCGCAUCGAUAAUGUUCCCAAUUUUAUACCAAAUAAAAAAAUUAGCGAAUCAACUAUAAUUCAAACAAAUUCAGGCGAAAUACCGCCUUUAGGUGUUCCUGUGUCAAAGCCCUUGCAACUUAUACAUCAGAAUAUAGUAGUGACUACUGCGCCUCUGGCAAAGACACUGCACUCGAGUGAACUAUGGGCGAGUCAUCACACAAAAACCAAUGACAGGGAUAAAACUAUAAAUCGUUUAGAACACUAUCGAUAUUCAAAUUAUUCGCAAUACAACCCUAUUUCAAUAAAUCGACAAAUAGGUAAUUUAUUGCAUAAACCAAUAUACCGAUAUCCAAAUCGACCACAAGAUAGUUCUCACGAGGGUUAUCGAGGAUUUAAUCGCUCCAAAAAUUGGCAAACAGGUAAUUUAUUGCAAAAUCUCAAAACCAUAUACCAUUAUCCACAUCCACCACAAGACAGUUCUUACGAGGGCUAUCGAGGAAAUAAUCGCUCCAAAUACAAUCGGGACAGCAGUUAUUCGCAUCACAACACCGACUUGUCUUAUCGCACAGAGUUCGACAACAAUCCAACUUCCCGAGAUUUAUAUCGCUUACGAUUCGAUUCCAAUCAUAAAAAAACUAAUUCCUAUCCUAGUAAACAUGAUUUAAUGCUAUCCCAUUAUACUGUUGCACCCGUGUUCAGUCAAACCACAAAUAAUGAACGUUACGAGUUGAAAGAUGAAGAACCGCGACACAAAGAAUUUAUUGAUAAAUCAAGAUCGAUUAGUACGGCGAGAGAUGAUCAUCGUUUGAAUAUGGAGUCCAAAAUGAGACAAAACUAUUUUAAUAAUGACAACCGUGACCUAAAAAAGCAUUAUGAAGACACCGUUGAUAGCCGUAAUCACCACGCAGACAUAAAAGGCUUCCACGAACGGUUGGAAAGAGUUGAUAACUGGCGAGACGAGGCCAAAGAUGACAAAAAAGAGAGGGAAUGUUGUGAGACAUUAAAUUUAGCUUCGAGGCAACAGCAAGCACUUAAUGCCAUGAAAACGAGAUAUGAUGACACGCAUUUCAAGAACUUUUUGAAGACACAGCAAAAAGUCAACGAUAUGCUAGAAAAGAUGCUGUCGUCUAAAAACUCCGGGCCUCGCAGCGUAGAAAUUAUUUGAAAACGUUCGACAUUAAAUAAUAAAUACAUUUAAAACCAAAUGUAUCUUACUUAAAAGCGGAGCCCAAAAUUGUUAAGUACUAGCUUGCGUUUGCAAGUUUAUCUGCAUAGGAGCCCACAGGAAGCUAACAUUUGUUAGGGCUCAAAAGUAAGUUAACUCUCAAUCUAGGUAAUAAACUAUAUUUGUGCCAAAUUUCAUCGAAAUGCGUUCGUCGUCGUUUCUGUGUAAUUAAGUAACAUCCAUACAAACUUUCAAAUUUCUAUAAUUGGAGGAUAUAAUUAUAUAGCAAGAUAGACAUAAUGAUUGACACAUUCUGUAGUUAAUAUAUUUUUAAUUUUAUUGCAGCAAUAUAUAAAAAUCACAUUAUGAUUCAAUAUGGCAUAAUAGUGUUUUGUUAGUUAAAUCGAGAGUAUUUAUCGAUGAUUUUUUACUUAUAAUUUAACCAUUAAUACUGACCUGUGAUCCUCCAUGUUCUGUGU
This is a messenger RNA of Chilo suppressalis (striped riceborer), 3960 nucleotides long. The record is from the annotation of a GenBank genome assembly. Lineage: Eukaryota; Metazoa; Arthropoda; Insecta; Lepidoptera; Crambidae.